Molecule: messenger RNA, 3587 nt
Organism: Nerophis lumbriciformis (worm pipefish)
Lineage: Eukaryota; Metazoa; Chordata; Actinopteri; Syngnathiformes; Syngnathidae
Source: RefSeq, a predicted model, not a curated record
AUGGUGCUGAAGAAGGGGAAGGUGGAGGACAAGUUCCGGUUUAACAUCACAGGCACAGCCAUCCCAACUAUCUCAGAGAAGCCAGUCAAGAGCUUGGAGCAAGUUGAGAUCCUAAAUCGGAGGGUCAGCAACCACCUCCGGAGAUGGCUGGGACUACCUAAGAGCCUGAGUAGCAUUGCACCCCACGGGAACAGCAACAAACUGCAGUUGCUCUUCAAAUCCUUGGAGGAGGAAUUUAAGGUAACUAGAGCCAGAGAAGUGGUUCAGUAUAGGGACUCAAGUGAUCCAAAGGUGGCCAAAGCAGGGAUCCAAGUGAGGACUGGCAAAGGAAGCAGUUCAAGAGGCAGAUGCAAGGCUGCAACACAGGAGCCUGCAGAGACACAAGCAUGCCCACUGUGCUCCGAGCGAGGAACCCUGGAACACAUCCUCAGUUGCUGUACAAAGGCACUUAGAGAUGGAAGGUACAGGUGGAGGCAUGACCCAGUCCGGAAGACCGUCGCUGAAGCCGUUAGCGCAGGACUGGCAUGGGAAAGACAGUUCCACCCCUCCAAGAAAACCAUCGCCUUUGUCAGUGCUGGGGACACGCCAACUCCUGCCAGAAGAAUAUCAGCAGGCAUCCUGACGUCUGCAAGAGACUGGCAUUUGUUGGUGGACCUUGAAAACCAGCUGAAGUUCCCCAGCCAUAUCACAGUCACCACCCUGCGACCAGACAUUGUCCUUGUGUCUGAGCCCACCAAACAAGCUGUGCUGCUGGAGCUGACAGUCCCGUGGGAAGAUCGCCUGGAAGAGCCUUCGCGAGGAAGCUCUCCAAGUAUGCAGGACUGGUCAGUGACUGUCAAUAGGCUGGUUGGAGAGCAAGGUGUUUCCCUGUGGAAGUUGGAUGCAGAGGAAUUGCAGCCCGUCCUUCGUCAGAGCCUACAGCAGUUUGGGCAUCGAUGGAGAGAGAAAGAGGAGAGCCAUCCGCAGUACCACCGAAGCGGCGGAAACGGCCUCGAGAUGGUUGUGGCUCAAAAGAGGAGAUCCUUGGAGUCAUGUGAUGAACCCACCCUGGCAGAGGUUAAGGAAGUUGUGAAAGCUGCAAGAUCUGGUUCGGUUCCCGGCCCCAGCGGUGUACCCUACAAGGUCUACAAGCAGUGUCCACGGCUCCUCAAGCGUCUGUGGAAGAUCUUGAAGGUGAUUUGGCGGAGAGGGAAAGUCUCUGCCCAGUGGAGAUACGCGGAAGGCGUCUGGAUCCCGAAGGAAGAGAACUCCAGCAACAUCGAGCAGUUUCGUAUAAUCUCGCUGCUCAGCGUUGAGAGCAAGAUUUUCUUUAAGAUCCUGUCCCAACGACUUACCGAGUUCCUCUUGAAGAACGCCUACAUAGACACCUCUGUGAAGAAGGGGGGAGUACCUGGAGUGCCUGGGUGCCUGGAGCAUACAGGAGUGGUGACACAGUUGAUCCGGGAGGCAAGGGAGAGCAAAGGAGAUUUGGCAACUCUCUGGCUUGACUUAACCAACGCCUACGGAUCUAUCCCGCACAAACUUGUUGAAAUAGCUCUGACAAGACACCAUGUUCCUGGGAAAAUCUGCAACCUCAUCAUGGACUACUACAACAACUUCGAAGCAAGAGUCUCCUCAAGCCAAGUAACAUCUGCCUGGCACCGCCUGGAGAAGGGCAUAAUCACUGGUUGUACAAUCUCAGUGUCACUCUUCUCCUUGGCAAUGAACAUGAUUGUCAAGUCUGCGGAGGUUGAAUGCAGAGGGCCAAAAUCAAGAUCUGGGACCCGGCAGCCCCCCAUAAGAGCUUUUAUGGAUGACUUGACAGUGAUGACCACAUCUGUGCCUGGGUGCAGGUGGCUCCUCCAGGGGCUUGAACGGCUCAUCACAUGGGCAAAGAUGAGCUUCAAGCCAGCAAAGUCCAGGUCUCUGGUCCUAAAGAAAGGUAAAGUGGCCGACCAUUUCCGCUUUACUGUUGGAGGCUACUUGAUUCCAACGGUGACCGAAAGACCUGUCAAGAGCCUGGGCAAGAUCUUUGAUAGCUCCCUGAAGGACGCAGUGGCUUUGCAGCAGACAAAGAGCGACCUGACCUCAUGGCUCACAGCCAUCGACAAAUCUGGUCUCCCAGGAAAGUUUAAAGCCUGGAUGUACCAACACGGAGUCUUGCCUAGAAUACUCUGGCCUCUUUUAAUCUACGAGGUACCAAUGACAACGGUUGAGGUACUAGAGAAGACCAUCAGCCAGUUCCUAAGGAGAUGGCUGGGGCUCCCUCGGUCCUUAAGCAGCAUUGCUCUUUAUGGCCAUUCCACCAAGCUGCAGCUCCCUCUCAGGGGACUGUCGGAGGAAUUCAAGGUCACCCGCUCCAGAGAGGUAAUGAUGUACAGGGACUCCGCAGAUGUCAAGGUAGCCUCGGCAGGAAUCGUUGUUAAGACCGGGAGGAAAUGGCAGGCACAAGAAGCCGUAAGCAGAGCAGAGGCGCGGCUGAGGCACAAAACCUUGUUGGGUACUGUGGCAAGGGGGAGGGCAGGCCUCGGCAGCUUUCCAAAGCCACGUUGGGACCGGGCCCGUGGCAAGGAGAAGCGCCAACUGGUCCAAGAGGAGAUCCGUGCAGAGGUGGAGGAAGAACGUUGCUGCCGGAUGGUCAGCAUGUCCAAACAAGGGGCGUGGACAAGGUGGGAGCAUGCAGAACCUCGAAAACUCACCUGGGCAGAGCUCUGGAGAGCUGAACCUCUGCGCACAAAAUUCCUCAUACAGUCUGUGUACGAUGUCCUCCCAUGCCCCGCCAACCUGCACAUCUGGGGCCUAGCAGACACUCCGGAGUGCAAACUGUGCCAGAGGAGGGGCACCUUGGAGCACAUCCUGAGCUGUUGCCCAAAGGCACUAGGGGAGGGGCGGUAUCGCUGGCGCCACGACCAAGUUUUAAAAGCCCUGGCGGAUUCUAUCUGCGCAGCGAUACAAAACAGCAAGUCCCAGGCUGCCCCGAAGCAGUCAAUCACCUUCAUCAGAGCAGGACAGAAGGCAAGCUGUCAGCCCAACUUCUCAGGAGGGCUCCUGGCCACCGCUCGUGACUGGCAGCUCCAUGUUGACCUGGGAAGGCAACUCAAGUUCCCGGCCAAUAUCGCUACCACGUCACUCCGCCCAGACAUGGUGUUAACAUCGGAGUCAACCAAGCAAGUGGUGCUACUGGAGCUGACUGUCCCCUGGGAGGAGCGAAUUGACGAAGCAAAUGAGCGUAAGAGGGCCAAAUACGCUGAGCUCACUGUAGAGUGUCGGAGUAACGGCUGGAGAGCCCGCUGUGAACCAGUCGAAAUUGGGUGCAGGGGUUUUGCUGGUCACUCACUACAGCGUGUGUUCAGAAUCCUUGGCAUUAGAGGACUGCAGUCGAGAAAAGCCACCAAGAACAUCCUAGAGGCCGCAGAAAAGGCCUCCCGGUGGCUGUGGAUCCGUAGGGGGGAUCCGUGGUGCGCUACUUGGACACAGGCCGGGGUCUGAUCACCCCCGGCUGGGUCGCCCGGGCGAGGGUGUCUGAUGAUUAAAGACCCGAAACACCCUAUGACCCCGGGUUUAUCACUGAUGACGUGUCCAAGCAUCACCGUGAGGUGUAUUCAAGU